Lathyrus oleraceus (garden pea) is the source of this 647-nucleotide messenger RNA. RefSeq lists its product as uncharacterized. NCBI's taxonomy places the organism in Eukaryota, Viridiplantae, Streptophyta, Magnoliopsida, Fabales, Fabaceae. The transcript has a single exon. The coding region runs from base 31 to 417 and encodes 128 amino acids. The record is from RefSeq and is a predicted model, not a curated record.
AGCAAUUUCUCUCAAUACAGAAAAUUAUCAAUGGCAUCAACCAAAUCAAUCAUCACUGCUUUACUUCUUGUUGUAACAAUGUCAAGCAUGAUCCUGGAAGCUCGCCAACUUUUACAGACAACCACACAACCAAAUUUUCCCGGCAUUCCAACUUUACCAAAGCCAACAGCAUUGCCACCUUUGCCUUCAAUUUCAACAUUACCUCAAGCAAAUCUUCCUCCAUUACCUACUACAAUUCCAUCUCUUCCUAAACUCACUAUACCACCACUUCCUACCUUUCCUACAAAUAUUCCAACUCUCAACAUUCCACCAUUGCCAGCAAUCACUUCACUUCCCAACAUUCCCACCUCAAUCCCGACCACUUUCCCCUCCAUCCCAUUUCUCACCCCACCACCUUCUUCAACCUCUAGCCCUUAAACACUUUAUUACAAGUUGCAUAAUGUAAUCAGCUAAAUGUUUGCAAUAUGGACAUUAUUGCUUCAUUUCUUUAUUGUGCGUGAUGAAAUAGUAGGAGGUUAUAAUUAUAGUAAUAUCUUUGUUGUAUUGUAUUGUAUGGUGUGAAAAAGUCUUUGUAUUUUCUCUUUUUUUUACCAGUUUAGCACUAUAUAUGUUUUGUAUUUUUGAAUUUAAUUGAUGUUGGACCACAC